AGGUUUCCCGAAGCUUCGGGAGGUUCUGCUUCCGAUUUCCGCACAAGGUCAAAUCUUUUGAGUUCGAUCAUAUUCUCUGAACGCAGUCCGUACUGCAGGGUAAUGAUGGGUCGAAGAAAAGUGACAAAUAAUGCAAAAUCUGGUGGCAAGUCUCAGAGAAAAUUAAAACUUGUUACACCUAUGGAUGAAGUAGUAGGAUCAAGAGUCAAGUCCAAGAGAAAAUUUAAAUCCAUUACAUCAAUGAAUGAACCAAUCUCAGGUGUCAAAACCAGGAGAAAAAUAACUUCCCUUUCGUCCAUUUAUGAAGCAGUCUCAGGCAACAAAAACAAUCAAAUAUUAAAUCCCCAUGCAUCAGUUGAUGAAGCAGACCCAAGUGGCAAGCCCAAGAGACAACUCCGUUCAUCAAUGGAUCAAUCAGUCCCAUGUGAAAAGUCCAAGACAAAAUCAAAUCCACAUGCAUCAAUUGAUAGAGAAAUUCCAAAUGAUAAUACCAGGAUAAACGUAAACACUGGACUGGAAUCAUUUGAUUGGGGGCGGGGUAAUGUGUUAGAAACCAUAGGAUUAUCAUCAGAAUCAACGGAACAAACUCCUCCUAUUGCCACAAGUGAAAGUGAUAAUCCUAAUCACAUAUUGGACGAAGUCACCCCUUCCAUUCGAAGGAGCUUUAGAGUGAGAGGGAAGAACAAGUGCAGGUCUUUGGAAAAACUGAAUACUGGAGAAAAACUUUCCGUAACAUUCUAUAGAGACCGAGCUACUGGAUUAAAUCACAAAAUUUUUACAAGAUAUCUUGGCAUGAUUGUGAGGGAUACAAACAUAUGUCCAGUUCGAGUGAGUGAUUGGAACAAGAUAGAUGAAGAUGCACUGAAUCGUAUGUGGACUGCUGUUACGGACAAAUUCAUAAAUGAGCACAUGGAGCUUUACCGUGAGCCAACCCUAAAACACAUGCAUGUCUUGUGGAAGAAUUGGAGAGCAGAGAUGAAUGCAAAGUAUGUAAAACCUUGCGGAAAUCAAUCGGAAGUGUUUCAAAAUGUACCUAAUGACAUGGAGAAAGGAGAUUGGGAGUGGUUGGUGAAAGAGUAUUACUUGAGUGAGAAAUAUCAGGAAUUAAGCAAAAGGAAUUCAAAGAAUAGGCAAAGUAAAUCCAUACCUCCUCAUCGUACAGGAAGCAAACCCUUUAGACAUAUCGAAUAUGAAAUGGGAGGAAAAGAUGGAAAUCCACCUAAUAUUGCAAGUAUGUUUCACGAGACACGAAAAAGUGGAGAAGGCAUUGUUGAUUUAGAAGCCAUAGAAAAAUAUAAUGAGAUUUGUGAUCUGAUGGAAAUGGAACCUAGCCUUUCAAAUAUGGAAGUAAUUGAGAAAUGCUUUGGAACUCAAAAGCAUGAUCAUGUUAUUGGUUAUGGAGGAGGAGUGAAACCAAAAGAUAUGAGGGGACCUGUUGUUGUUACUCCUUCAAAGGUAGAAGAACUUCUUUAUCAGGAAAAUAAGGUGCUUAAGACAACAAUUACUAACUUGGUUGGAGAAAACGAAACACUUAAAGCAUCGGUCAAUCAUUUAGCGGAUGAGGUCAAACUUAUCAAAGAGAUGAUGCUCCAGAAUCUAGCAUCAUCUUCUUCUAUUACUACUCAACCUCCAAUAACAUUGAUGCCCGGGGAAAAACAAGGAGCAAAUUCGUUGUUGAUGCUCCGAGGAUGCAGAACAAAGAGAAGGAGCAAGAGGUUGAGGUGAAAAGUUGUUUUUGUUUAUUAUUUACAACUUCAGAAACAAAUACUAUAUAUGGUUUGGAACUAGAAUUUUGAGUAGAAUGUGUUUUAUCUUCUAUGAUGUUAAAAGGAUCUGGAAUUGAGUUUAUUUAAGUAACAAUAUAAGCACUUGAAACUUUUUU
Molecule: messenger RNA, 1882 nt
Organism: Impatiens glandulifera
Lineage: Eukaryota; Viridiplantae; Streptophyta; Magnoliopsida; Ericales; Balsaminaceae
Exons: 8
Coding region: 103-1725 (540 amino acids)
Source: RefSeq, a predicted model, not a curated record